Messenger RNA from Alosa alosa (allis shad), 1429 nucleotides. Its product is annotated as ubiquitin-conjugating enzyme E2 variant 1. Gene Ontology annotation, cellular component: nucleus. NCBI's taxonomy places the organism in Eukaryota, Metazoa, Chordata, Actinopteri, Clupeiformes, Clupeidae. The coding region runs from base 85 to 468 and encodes 127 amino acids. The transcript is spliced from 4 exons. Gene Ontology annotation, biological process: protein K63-linked ubiquitination; DNA damage tolerance. The record is from RefSeq and is a predicted model, not a curated record.
UAUUUAAUAUUUUUGGGUUAAUGUGAUGUGCGCUGCACCCGGACCUGUGUGGUAGCGUGCGCGCACCCACUGCACAGCGACAAGAUGGCGGUCUCCGCCGGAUCAGGCGUGAAAGUUCCUCGUAACUUCCGGCUUCUGGAAGAGCUGGAGGAGGGUCAGAAAGGCGUUGGAGAUGGAACGGUCAGCUGGGGCCUGGAGGAUGACGAGGACAUGACCCUCACCAGGUGGAGAGGCAUGAUUAUAGGACCCCCACGGACUAUCUAUGAGAAUCGCAUGUACAGUUUAAGGGUGGAGUGCGGCCCGCGCUACCCCGAGACACCCCCCUUCGUUCGUUUCGUCACCAAGAUCAACCUGAACGGCGUGCACAACUCGUGUGUGUGGUGGACACGCGUGCAGUGUCGGCGUUGGCCAAGUGGCAGAACUCGUACAGCAUCCGAGUGGUGCUGCAGGAGCUGCGGAGACUCAUGAUGUGCAAAGAGAACAUGAAGCUACCGCAGCCGCCUGAGGGACAGAUCUACACCAACUAAACACACACACACACACACUUAGACAUACACACACACACACUUAGACAUACACACACACUUAGACAGACACACACACACACACUUAGACACACUUACAUACAUACACACACAUACUUAUACACACACACAAUUAUAUACACAGACAUAAACACAUACUCCCACACAUACACACACUCUCUUGUCCCUAUCAAUCACAUCUGUCUGUCAAUCUCUCUGUCUGUCUGGCACUUUCUCUCUACCUCUCAGUUUUCCUCUCUCUGCCUCUCUUUCUCCUUCCUCUCUCUGCCUCUUGUUUUUUUCUCUCUCUGCCUACCUCUAUCUCUGAUGCUCUUCCUACAUCAGCUGCUACCCGCCCCCCAUCCUUCCUCUCUCUCUCCCUGUCUAUCUGUCUGUCUCCCUGCAUCCCUCCCUCUCUCUCCCUCCCUCCCUCUCUCUCCCUGUCUGUCUGUCUCCCUGCAUCCCUCUCUCUCUCUCUCUCUCUCUCUUCGCUCUCUCUUUCUUUCUCUCUUAUCCAGUCUGUCUCUCAUUUAUCCCCCCAUCUCAUUCCUUCAGCCAUCAGUUUAGCUUUCUGUCAGUCCAACAGUAUACACACAUACAAACACAACACACACACACACAAUGACAUGACAUGAGAAGCAUACAUACAGUUGCAAACACACUCAUACAAACACUUGAAUCUACACACACUCCUCACAUCAGGCCCCGCCUCACGCCCUGUCCCUCCUCCCCCUUUUCCAUCACUGGAGCUCUGAUUGGACCACAGACGCCCUGGAGGGCGGCGCCAUCAGCCACUUCUGUUCUCUCCAUCGGAAUACUGUACCCUUCCUGAUCUUUUUUUAUUAUUAUUAUUAUUUGUUAUAAAUGCAGAUUGUACGAUAGCAUAAAUAAACUUAUUGAGUGUA